AUGGAUUUUUCAUUUUUCCAAGAAUACCCUUUUGAUCUCCGUUGCAGAGGAGCAUUUAAUGGGUUUGGAGAAAACAAUGCAGUGUCUGCAACAGUAGAAGAGUUCUCUGAUAAAAGAAGGAUGCAGAAGGAGAGUGAGCAUUUAAAGAAGAAGAAGAAGAAGAAGAAUCAGAGAGGCUCUAGGGUUUGUAGUAGAGGACAUUGGAGAAUUUCUGAGGAUUCUCAGCUCAUGGAACUCGUUUCUGUUUACGGUCCUCAAAACUGGAACCACAUUGCAGAGAAGAUGGAAGGAAGAACAGGCAAGAGUUGCAGAUUGAGGUGGUUUAACCAGCUAGACCCUAGGAUCAACAAGAGAGCUUUCAGUGUUGAGGAAGAGGAGAGGCUACUUGCAGCUCACAGAGCAUUUGGUAACAAAUGGGCAUUGAUUACUAAGCUUUUCAACGGAAGAACAGACAAUGCCUUGAAGAACCACUGGCAUGUCCUCAUGGCAAGAAAGCUGAGACAGCAAUCAACUUCUUACAUCAGGAGAUUCAAUGGGUCUGCACAUAAACCUACCGCAGAUCACAAAACCUUCAAUCUCUCUCCUGGUUUGUCUCUUUUUCUAGUCCUUGAUACACAUCCAGUGAGUUUCCAUUAUCUUGUUGGAGUCAAAUCAUUACAGUGA
Molecule: messenger RNA, 663 nt
Organism: Thlaspi arvense
Lineage: Eukaryota; Viridiplantae; Streptophyta; Magnoliopsida; Brassicales; Brassicaceae
Source: the annotation of a GenBank genome assembly